AUGGCCAAUAACGCAGCUACGAGCAACAAUUCCGCUGUGAACCUUCCGGCCCCUUCACUUGCCGUCCAUGCUUUAAUGGCCAACAUCUCCCAGCUAAAUGGUUUUCUGCCUCGAGACGAUAAGCCAAAGGGGCGUAAGCUCUACAACUUUGAGCAACCAAAUCCGCUGCUGCUCGCGGACGACCCAAUGGUGGACUUUUUCAACCGGGAGAUUGACAUGGGCCACCCUGACCAAGACUACCGGACAAUAGGGAAGGUUAUUUUUUUCAGAAACCAUACCCUAACACCAGACGAGAUUCGCCACUUCUGUUCUUCCAAAAAAAUGCUCUCCCGAAGCCCCAAUUGGGAAAUCCACAAAGCGAACAUGGGCAAUGCAAAAGACGAUUUCCAGCACCAGACGUUUAAGGCAUAUCUGGAAGGGCUAGCUGGGACCAUUAGCCUCGUCGGAGGGAUGGAAGUGCUCUCUAACCUCUCGUCACAUGAGCGAAUGGUCUUCUACAAUGGGCUUGUAGCCAUGAACCCAUUAGCAAUGGCCCACGUCGUGCUCCGGAUUCUGGCCUCCAGUCUCGAUCUCGACAAUCUUUUUGCAGCAUAUGACCCACUUCGCGCCAAAUGGCAAAAUAAGAUACGAUUGGAGACGGUGUGGGCAAUCGAAGAUGUCUUUUCCCUUCGGUUUAUGUCAACCACAAAGGCCGACAAGGAUCUCUGCUUUGAUAAGUGGAGAGACAUGCCCCGCGACCUCGCUUUUGUUUCAAUGAAUCUUGGUGGACUUGGUGAAGUCCCGGUCAAUGCCUCGGGGACAUUGAGCCGUGUUGCGAGGAAGGGUAAGAGGGCGUAA
Molecule: messenger RNA, 837 nt
Organism: Bacidia gigantensis
Lineage: Eukaryota; Fungi; Ascomycota; Lecanoromycetes; Lecanorales; Ramalinaceae
Exons: 1
Coding region: 1-837 (278 amino acids)
Source: RefSeq, a predicted model, not a curated record